This is a messenger RNA of Penicillium odoratum, 1101 nucleotides long. RefSeq lists its product as uncharacterized. Gene Ontology annotation, cellular component: endoplasmic reticulum membrane. The record is from RefSeq and is a predicted model, not a curated record. Gene Ontology annotation, biological process: triglyceride biosynthetic process. Bases 1 to 1101 code for a protein of 366 amino acids. NCBI's taxonomy places the organism in Eukaryota, Fungi, Ascomycota, Eurotiomycetes, Eurotiales, Aspergillaceae. The transcript has 2 exons. Gene Ontology annotation, molecular function: diacylglycerol O-acyltransferase activity.
AUGGAUGGGGACGCUCAAUCUGGUCGCAGAUCGCAUCCUCCCGGGCGAACUGCGAAUCGGGAGAGAAAACGUAAAAUCCAUUGGGCACCAUUGAAUAUCGGCCUCGAACGACGCUUACAGACCUUUGUCGUCUUAUGCCAUACUCUCACAAUUGCCAUCUUUGUGACAAGCUUCUUCUUUACCUGUGCAAUUCCGCUAUUCUGGCCCCUUCUCCUACCCUAUCUGGUUUACAUCUCUUUGUUCUCUACCGCACCCACGUCCGGGGAACUGAAAGGUCGAAGUUCGUUCUUACGGUCACUUCCCAUCUGGUCAAUUUAUGCGUCUUAUUUCCCUGCCCGUCUUCACCGUGAGGAACCUCUGCCCCCGCACAAGAAGUAUAUCUUUGGCUAUCAUCCCCACGGGAUCAUUUCGCAUGGUGCCUUCGCCGCAUUCGGGACCGAGGCCUUAGGGUUCUCCAAACUUUUCCCCGGUAUUACCAACACCUUAUUGACUUUGGACUCGAAUUUCCGGAUUCCUUUCUAUCGAGAAUAUGCACUCGCAAUGGGACUGGCUAGCGUGUCUCGCGAAUCCUGUGAGAAUCUGCUGACCAAAGGCGGUGCGAAUAAUGAGGGAAUGGGCCGGGCGAUCACCAUUGUCAUCGGUGGGGCUCGGGAAUCUCUCAAUGCGCAGCCUCAUAGUCUACGCCUGGUCUUGAAACGUCGCAAAGGGUUUGUCAAGCUCGCCAUCCGCACUGGGGCCGAUCUGGUCCCUGUUUUAGCAUUCGGGGAAAACGAUCUGUAUGAACAAGUGCACUCAGAUCAUCAUCCACUCAUUCACAAACUUCAAAUGCUUGUCAAGCGUACCAUGGGGUUCACAAUUCCCCUUUUCCAUGCGCGUGGAGUGUUCAAUUACGACGUUGGCUUGAUGCCCUACCGCCGUCCGCUAAACAUUGUAGUGGGACGGCCGAUCCCGGUGAUGCAGCAGCAAAAUCGGGAUAAGAUUGACGACACAUAUAUUGAUGAACUUCAUGCCAAAUAUGUGCAAGAGCUGCAGCGACUUUGGGACGAGUGGAAAGAUGUCUAUGCUAAAGACAGAACCGGAGAACUUGAAGUCACUGCGUGA